This is a messenger RNA of Colletotrichum destructivum, 1503 nucleotides long. RefSeq names its product Putative berberine/berberine, FAD-binding domain, PCMH-type, FAD-binding, type PCMH, subdomain 2. Bases 1 to 1503 code for a protein of 500 amino acids. The transcript has 2 exons. Gene Ontology annotation, molecular function: FAD binding; oxidoreductase activity. Lineage: Eukaryota; Fungi; Ascomycota; Sordariomycetes; Glomerellales; Glomerellaceae. The record is from RefSeq and is a predicted model, not a curated record.
AUGAGGUUCACCUCCACUCUUUCCUGGGCGGCUGCCGCCCUCCCGUUGACCUCAGCCAAACCGUUUCCCCAAACCGCCCAAGCCGCCAAAGCAGGGAAUUCCAGCAACACCAUCCAGGCCUGCCUCAGUGCGGCCAACGCCCCCGUCACUGUGUCCUCCUCUUCAGACUGGUCCGAGGACAUCAGGCCCUACAAUGCGCGCGUGCAAUUCACGCCGGCGCUCGUGGUGGCGGCCACCGACGCGAGCCACGUGCAGGCGGCCGUGAGAUGCGCGUCCCAGUACGGCAAGACCGUCACGGCGCGCGGCGGUGGACACAGCUACUCGUCGUCGGGGCUCGGCGGCGAGAACGGCCACGUCGUGGUCCGGCUAGAUGAGAUGUUUGGUGUCACGUUGAACGCCGACAGCACAGCCACCGUGCAGGCCGGCGCUCGUCUCGGACACGUGGCGACGGAGCUGUUCAAACAGGGCGGCCGAGCUAUUUCUCAUGGUUCAUGUCCAGGAGUUGGCGCAUCGGGUCACAGCAUCCACGGCGGCUUCGGCUUCAGCUCGCAUCUUUACGGCCUGGCGACGGACUGGAUCGUAGAAGCGACCGUCGUCACGGCCGACGGGAAGAUCGUCAAGGCCUCUCAGAGCCAGAACCCGGACCUCUUCUGGGCCAUCCGCGGCGCCGGCUCAUCGUUCGGCAUCAUCACCGAGUUCAAGUUCAACACCUUCGCCGCCCCGAGCGUCGUCACCUGGUACAAGGUGCCCUUCAACCUGAAGAAGGACAAGCUGGUCGCGGCGCUCGCGGCCCUCCAGACGUACGCACAGGGCGACAUGCCCGCCGAGCUCAACAUGCGCGCCGUCAUCACCUCGGACAGCACGGCCUUUGACGGCCUCUACAUCGGCACCGAGGCGCAGACGCGCAGCGUAUUGAAGAAGUUCCUCUCGCCCCUGGGCAUCGACGUCGGCGGCGCCACCCUCACCCAGACGAACUGGAUUGGCCAACUGGAGCACUUUGCCGGCGAGGACCUCGACCAGACGGGCCCGCAGGACGCGAGCGACACUUUCUAUGCCUCGAGCCUCAUGACCAAGGCAGUCUCGCAGGACGGCUUCAAGGCCUUUGUCAACUACUACCUGAACACGGCCCAGUCGACGUACACCGGCUGGUUCGUCCUAGUCGACGUCCAUGGCGGCAAGAACUCCAAGACGGCGCAGGUCGCCAACUCGGCGACAGCGUAUGCGCACCGCGACAAGGUGCUCAUGUGGCAAUUCUACGACUCGUCGGGCGAAGAGGCGUACCCCUCGUCCGGCUACUCAUUUCUCGGCAAGUGGAUGUCUUCGGUCACCGCCACCAUGGCCAAGGCCGACUGGGGCCGGUACGCCAACUACGCCGACUCGCAGCUGAGCAAGGCGGACGCGCAGGACCAGUACUACAGGGAUAAUCUGCCGCGGUUGAAGACCAUCAAGACGAAGUACGACGCCAAGGGCAUCUUCACAUACCCCCAGGGUGUGGGCUCCUAA